This is a messenger RNA of Mauremys reevesii (Reeves's turtle), 1816 nucleotides long. RefSeq names its product perforin-1-like. The transcript is spliced from 3 exons. NCBI's taxonomy places the organism in Eukaryota, Metazoa, Chordata, Testudines, Geoemydidae. Gene Ontology annotation, cellular component: membrane attack complex. Bases 170 to 1813 code for a protein of 547 amino acids. The record is from RefSeq and is a predicted model, not a curated record. Gene Ontology annotation, biological process: immune response.
CCUGGGGAAAACUAGAAGCCAGCGCCUGUGACGGUAUUUAUAUGGCACAAGCUAAACCCAGGUGACCAGAGGCCUCUUUAGGAGCUGGGAUCACUCCAGCUUCUGGCACAGACAAGGAGGCUCAGGGACCGAAAUCCGCUCCCAGGUAGGGGGCACCAUCGCACCCGCCAUGGCAAGAUCCAGUGUCUUCAUCCCUCUGCUCCUCCUAUUCCUGCUCCCUGGAGUCUCCUCCGACUGCUACACCGGCACAGCUGAGGAGUGCGAGGAGACCACGACCUUCGUGCCCGGGUACAGCUUGGUGGGGGAGGGCAUCGACAUCACCACGCUGGAGUGGACGGGGGCUGACGUGGUGGACACCAGCCUGUGGCGCCGCCCAAAUGGCGCCUGCACCCUGUGCGAGAACCGGCUGCAGGGGAGGCAGCACCAGAGGCUGCCGCUGGCCGUGGUGGACUGGAGGGUCAACAUCUCGUGCAGCUGGGAGCUCAGCAGCUCAGUGGAAGAAUCAGCCGCGGCUGUGAGCCGGGCACUGGCGCUGGAUGUGAACAACGACUGGAUGUCAGAGCUGGGGCUGCCAGAGAAUUCCCAGGGCCCGGCCUUGGCGGGGUCCAAAUCCCGGAUCACCAGCUACGCUUACCAGAAGGAGCUGCAGGACAAGUACAUGUUCGUGCGCCAAGAGGUGCCCUGUGUGUAUUACAGGUUGAGUCUCACCCAAGACCCCCCACUGGCGCCCCAGUUCUCCAGGGCCUUGAGAAGCCUCCCACCCAGCUACGACUCAGCCACAUACUGGCCCUUCCUGGCCACGUACGGCACCCACUACGUGAGCCAGGCAGACCUGGGGGGGCGCGUGCGGCAGCUGACGGCCAUCCCGACCUGCCGGGCAGCGCUGGACGGGCUGACAGCCACCGAAAUCAAGGCGUGCCUGGACUCACAGUUCUUGCAAGACCUGGGCCUGAGUCAGAGCAGCAAGAGGAGCAGCCAGGGCAGGGGGAGCUCCCAGGUGCCCUACAUGGAGAAGCGCAUCCAGGUGACGGGUGGCAACAGCUACUCCAAGCAGCUCUUCUCCACCGAGCAAAACGCCAGCUCCUUCUCGACCUGGAGCGGGAGCCUGAAAGCCAGCCCCGGCCUUGUCUCCUACUCCCUGACGCCCAUCCACACCUUGGUGAGAGCAGGCGACCCCAGGCAGGAGGCGCUGAGGCAGGCAGUGAAGGAGUACGUGGCUGAGCGGGGACGGAGGAGAAGUUGCCCUCGAAGCUGCCCAGAGGGGGGCCAGGCCGACCCCUUGGACCCCUGCAAAUGCUUCUGCUCCGGCAACCCCCUCACCGACUCCACGUGCUGCUCACUCAAGCGGGGCACGGCCCGGCUGAAGGUCCAUGUGCUGCGGGGCAUAAACCUGUCGGGAGACAUAGUGACCGCCACCGACGCCUACGUCAGGUUCUUGUUCCAAGGCCAGCAGCUGCAGACAGCCCGCAUUAAGGAUGAUAACGACCCCAUCUGGAGAGAGGACCUGGACUUCGGGGCGGUGACACUAGAGCAGCCCAAACUGGUAAUGGAGGUGUGGGACAAGGACGUAUUUAUGGACGACGACUUCCUGGGCAGCUGCUACACCUACCUCAAGGUCGGCAAGAACAUCACGCUCACCUGCAGACUUGAACACGGCCAGUUGGAGUUUUACUACACGCUGGAGUGCGGGCCCAACCUGGAGGGCAACAAAUGCCAUGAGUACGUGCCUGCGAGAGGCUCAGGGGAUAGAACCCAGGAGUCCCGGCUCCCAGCCCCCUCUUCUCUAACCCAACAGACCCCACUCCCCAUCUAGAGU